This is a messenger RNA of Musca vetustissima, 774 nucleotides long. RefSeq names its product trypsin eta-like. Gene Ontology annotation, molecular function: serine-type endopeptidase activity. The transcript has a single exon. Lineage: Eukaryota; Metazoa; Arthropoda; Insecta; Diptera; Muscidae. Gene Ontology annotation, biological process: proteolysis. Bases 1 to 774 code for a protein of 257 amino acids. The record is from RefSeq and is a predicted model, not a curated record.
AUGAUGAUCAAAACAAUUUUAUUAUUGGUCUUGGCCACGGUGGUGUGUGCCGCACCCGAAGCCCGUAUUGUUGGUGGUCGUGAUGUGGAUAUUGCCAAACAUCCCUAUUUGGUAUCGAUACGCUACCGAUCCACACCAAAUGACCCCUAUAUACACAAAUGUGCCGGUGCCAUAUAUUCCAAACGUGCUGUUAUUACUGGCGCCCAAUGUGUGGUGGACAUUAAGGACGGAGAAAAGGUAAUGAUUGUGGCUGGUGCCAAUAACCGCUUGGGUUAUGAUGGUAUGCCUUAUCCUGCCCUGAAAUGGAUACAUCAUGCCAGCUAUUCCGAAUGGACUGUGGAUUAUGAUAUUGCUGUGAUUAUCAUCGAUGAUGUCUUCGAUUUCAAUCAUCCUCUGAUUAAACCAAUUGAAAUACGUGAAUCCCGCCCAGCCAAUGGACGUUUGGUCACAGUUACCGGUUGGGGUUAUGAAGCAGAGAAUGGUCCCUCGACAAAGGGACUUUCUGAAGUCGAAGUACCCGUGGUGGGUAAUGAUCAAUGUGGCAGCUUACAUGGUGCUGGUGAAAUAACGGAACGUAUGAUUUGUGCCGGUUACCUGAGUGGUGGCAAGGAUUCAUGUCAUGGUGAUACCGGUGGCCCAUUGGUCUACAAUAUGGAACUUGUCGGCUUGGUUUCAUGGGGUCGUGGUUGUGCCCGGCCUAAUUUGCCCGGUGUCUACACUUAUGUGGCAAGUUUGAAGAAAUGGGUGGAUGAUACCAUAUCGGCUAAUUUGUAA